Drosophila innubila is the source of this 1215-nucleotide messenger RNA. Its product is annotated as probable isoaspartyl peptidase/L-asparaginase GA20639. Bases 69 to 1109 code for a protein of 346 amino acids. Lineage: Eukaryota; Metazoa; Arthropoda; Insecta; Diptera; Drosophilidae. Gene Ontology annotation, molecular function: asparaginase activity. The record is from RefSeq and is a predicted model, not a curated record. The transcript has 3 exons.
GUACAAAUGGCCAUCGCUGAUUUGUUGAUCGCAAACGAUCGCAAGAUUUGCUCGUACAAAGUUUAAAAAUGAAUUCGUAUCCUCGUUUUGCUUUCUUUUGGCUCUUUGUGCUGUCUGUUCACCUGCUCCAGGCAGUGGAACGUAAGGAGUGCAUCUUUCAGCCCACUGUGCUAGUGCAUGGCGGUGCUGGAAACAUUGCCGAUGCCAAGAUUCCAAUUGCUAAACGUGGCGUCAAGAGAGCAGCUCGCCGAGGUUAUGUGACACUGCAGGACACGGGCAGCGUUUUGGAUGCCGUAGAGCAUGCGGUGAAUUCUCUAGAGGAAGAUGGCAACUUUAAUGCCGGCUAUGGCUCCGUGCUCAAUUGGGAGGGUGAAGUCGAAAUGGAUGCGGCCAUCAUGCACGGCGCGCAACUGGAGGCGGGUUGUGUCUCUUUGGUCCAAGACAUAAUGCAUCCCAUAACACUGGCCAGGCGCAUCAUGGAAACCACAAGACAUCGAUAUUUGGCAGGCGCAGGAGCAAUGCAAAUAGCCAAAGCCGAAGGCAUUGACAUAUUGCCCAAGGGUGCUUUGGUUACAGAAGCGGCACUGAAAUCCUUGGAGGAUUUCAAGGCAAGCCAGAAUAAAACGCGUGACAGUGUCUUAUUUGGCUCUCCCGGCACAGUGGGCGCUGUGGCAAUUGACGCUUGUGGCAACGUGGCAGCUGCUACAUCAACUGGCGGCAUAACAGGAAAACUUCCCGGCCGCAUCGGUGACUCUCCGGUGCUGGGCGCUGGAACCUAUGCGGACAACGAGACAGGUGCCAUAUCGGCCACUGGGCAUGGCGAGACCAUAAUGCGCUACAAUGUCGCGUCCCGUAUAUUGGCACUUGUGCAAUACGGCAACUAUACAAUCCAACAGGCAACAGAGCAAGUCUUGCAACAGAUGACGGAUCGGUUUGACGAAACUGCUGGCAUUAUAGCCAUCGAUCAUCGCGGUCAACUGGGCAUUCACUUCACAUCCAGGCGCAUGUCCUGGGCAUAUCAGCGUGGAGAAGAACUGCACUUUGGUGUUGAUGCUGGCGAGGAUCAGCUGGAGAUUGUGGGCGAGCCACGUACAUUAAACUUAACAUGAUAAAGUAAAAAAAACAAUAACAAUUUCAUGUUAAAUUACUUAAAUUUAUAUAAUGCAAAAAUAUAUAUUUUUCUGGGGAGAAUUCGCUAGAUUAAACUUCACAUAA